AUGAAGAAUCAAAAAAUCUUUGAUUUCUUCGAAAAGAAGAAUGAUGAAUCAACAAGUGAUUUAAAUGGGACAAAUAACAUAUCUCCUUGUAUUUCAGAACCAGCGUCUAUUAAACGACCAAGACUUGGAAAUGAGACUCUUGAUGAACCGCUUCUAAGUAACAAUUUGCAAUAUGUUUCUGAUCCUGGAAUUCGCAUCCCAAUUUUACAACAUCCCAUUGAACUUCAAGAUGAGGUAAGAAGAGCAUAUAUUGAUAAAGGGCCAAUUCAACCUAUAUAUGAUUAUCCUUUUACUGAAUGUGAAGGUCAAAAGCGUAGAUUCCAAUCUUCUUGGUUUCAAAAAUAUCCUUGGCUUGAAUUUUCUAUUGAGAAACAAAGUGCAUUUUGUUUCCCUUGCUAUGUCUUUGACACUAACUCAGCACAAUUUGACACAUUCACUGUCACGGGAUUUAAAAAUUGGAAAAGAGUUGAUUGUAAAAAUCGUUCAUUCAAGAGACAUGAAGGAGAUGGGAAUUCAAGACAUAGCUUUGCCAUGCGAAAACGGGGAGAUUUGAAAAAUCUUGAUCAGCAUAUUGAUAGAAGAUUAGAAAAACAAUCUUCUAAGCAAAUUGAGCAAAAUCGGUUGCUCUUAAAGGUGUCCAUAGAAAGUGUGAAGUUUCUUGCAAUGCAAGGUUGUGCUUUUAGGGGUCAUGAUGAAUCAGUUGCCUCUAAAAACGGUGGAAAUUAUUUGGAAUUGGUAACUUUGUUAGGAAGAAUGAAUCCAGAAAUUGGUAGUACUUUAGAAAAAACAUCUAAAAAUGCAAAGUACACAUCACCAGAAAUUCAAAGAGAGAUUUUGAAAAUUAUUGCUAAUAUUGUGAGGGAUAAAAUUCGUGCAGAAAUUGGAGAAGCCAAGUUUUGUAUCCUCGUUGAUGAAGCAAUUGAUGAGUCAAGUAAAGAACAAAUGGCUAUCAUUUUAAGAUAUGUUGAUCGAGAUGGGUUCAUUAGAGAACGGUUUUUUGAAGUUGUUCACGUUGAAAAUACAAGUGCAUUAACUUUGAAAAAAGAGAUAUGCAAUGUAUUCAACCAAUACAAUCUGUUAACUGAAAAUCUAAGGGGGCAAGGCUAUGAUGGCGCAAGUAAUAUGCGUGAGGAAUGGAAUGGACUCCAGACUUUAUUUCUUAAAGAUUCUCCACAUGCUUAUUAUAUUCAUUGUUUUGCUCAUAGACUACAACUUGCUUUAGUUGCAGUUUCUAAAGAGGUGCAUGAUGUGUGGCGUUUCUUUUCAACAUUAACUUCGGCUAUUAAUUUUGUUGGUUCAUCUGCUAAACGUCAUUUUCAAUUGAAAUCUAUCCGAAAAGCUGAAAUUAAUAAUUUGAUAAAAUUGGGUGAAAUUGACACUGUGAGUACACUUCUUCAAGAUCUUGUCGACAAAGGUCUCAAUAGUAACAUUCGAGGAGAGGCUAAAGUCUUGGGAAUAUCAAAUAAGUUGUGUCAGACAUUACAGACGAAUGACAUAGAUAUUUUGAAUGCUAUGAAUUUGGUUUCUACUACUAGACUAAAUCUUCAACAGAUCAGAGAUGAUAGAUGGGAAGGAUUUCUUUGGAGUGUGUUGAAGUUUUGUGAAAGUAAUGAUGUUGAGGUGCCAGACUUUGAUGAUUGCUACACACGAGGUACAAAACGUUCUUGCCAGCAGAAAAACAAUAUAACAGUCCAUGAUCACUAUCAUUUUGAAAUAUUUAAUGCAGUAAUAGAUUUUCAGUUGAUGACAUUGAAUGAGAGAUUUCCAGAGGGCACAAUAGAACUUCUUACUCUCAGUAAUGCUUUGAGUCUCGUUGAUGGAUUCAAAUCAUUUUCCCUGCCUGACAUUUGUUCUCUUGUUGAUAAAUUUUACUACUAUGAUUUCAAUCUAGAAGAAAGAGGAGAUUUGGAGAGAGAAUUAGAUCAUUAUAAAUUUGAUGUACCGUGUCAUGCACAGUUUCAGAAUCUUAAUUCUUUGCAUCAUUUGUGCCAAACAUUGGCCAGAACGACAAAGUCAGUUAUCUAUCCUUUGACUGAUAGGUUGGUUCGAUUGGUUUUGACUCUUCCAGUUUCUACAGCAACUACAGAACGAGCUUUUUCAGGGAUGAAACUCAUUAAGACGCCACUUUGUAAUAAAAUAGAAAAUGGCCUUAUGGCCAAUACCAUGGUUGUUUAUAUAGAGAGGGAUAUUGCUUUAGGUAUUGAUACAGAAUUUAUCAUAAACAAGUUUGAUGUAUUGAAAAAUCGCAAAAUACGGCAUAAAUAA
Zingiber officinale is the source of this 2265-nucleotide messenger RNA. RefSeq names its product zinc finger MYM-type protein 1-like. Gene Ontology annotation, molecular function: protein dimerization activity. Bases 1 to 2265 code for a protein of 754 amino acids. The transcript is spliced from 3 exons. NCBI's taxonomy places the organism in Eukaryota, Viridiplantae, Streptophyta, Magnoliopsida, Zingiberales, Zingiberaceae. The record is from RefSeq and is a predicted model, not a curated record.